CCCGGAAUGAGUUCGGCGAACCCGGAAAUGAAAUCGGGCUGGGAGUUUGGCGAAGCUCUCUCCCGAUUCCUCUGCAGAUGAAAGAAACUGAACUGUAAAGCGAGCAAAACAAGAUGAAGCUCUCCCUCAAGGUUCACGACCCCCGCCGUUCCCCGCCACAACCGCAGCAGCUGAGCAACCACCAGAACCAUCUCGAAACCCGGCCACUCCUUCUCAGAGCUAAAAUCCCGAUUGCCAUUUUCAACCUCCCUUUUAUUUCUGGCUUCACCACUACCACUCAAUACCCUUCUGACUUAUCCGUCUCCCUCGCCACCAACUUCUCCUCCGGCCCGAAUCUGAAACUCGCCUAUACUGCCUCGUCUUCCUCAUCAAGCUCCGCCGCACCUCCGCUAACACUGUCUCUCAAAUCGGGAAUCGGCGUUUUCGGGUCUCCUAAGAAUUCCCCUCUUAUCAUUUGCGCCAGUUUCUCGUUGUGCCCACUGAACCCCCAGCCCGCCCCGACUUUCACUUUACUCCUCAAACCUCAAUUUGGUUCUUUCUCUCUGAAGAAGGCUACUUCUUCCAACCCUAACCCUAGUCCUAAGCACAACGGUUUGUCAAAUUCAUUUGGGUUUGUUCCAUUGGACCGGCCUACGAAUUUCAAGGACUUCUCCACGGUCCAGGAUGGAAAAGAGUCGUUGGUUAAGGGAAUUUCCAUUAUGGCCAGGACUGAAAUGCUGAUAACAAAGAAGGCAUUGAUUAGUUUCCGGUGGGGUGUGAAUUUGCCGGAGGAUUUGGGGAAUCGGAUGCCAUAUCUGAAUCUGAAUAAGGUUCGGGUUGAGAGGGUUGACGACGAGGUUAAGGAGCUGAAGAAGGAGAAGAGUUGGAGUGAUGUGGAGUUGUUGAAAGGGAUGUGUUUGUGGAUGAAGAAGGAAUUGGAUUCACUGCAGAGAGAGAACAGAGAGAUGACAGCAAAGUUGGAAACUAUGAAAACUGGGCAUUUUCUGAAAACAGGCAGUUCUAAGGAAGAGUGUGUUGGGAAGAAGACAGUAGCUCCCAUUGUUGAGAGCUCAAGUGGUCUUGAGCAGUGGAGGAACAAAAAGAGUUAUGGGGGUGACAAUGGGAAGAAAGAGGUCAAGACAAAAGUGACUAAUGAAAACAGGUCUAGUGAGCUUGAGAGUGAAUUGCAGAAAGCCCUGAGUGCUGCCACUGCUUCAUCAUCAUAAAAGAUUUGCUCCAAUAUGGCAAUAAGGUAGUGAAUAUGGAGGUAUGCCACUUUGGGAGUGUAUAUAUAUGAGCUUGCUUGAAAGUUUAAACUGAACUGAGAUUGUUUUAUUUCUGCAACUUAUGAUGAUGCUUUGAAAAUCAACUGCAUUAUUGAAAAAAGUACAUCAAUGGAAGCACACAGAGAUUUGAGCAUAUUGCACUUAUAGCUUUUCUAGUCAAGACUGGGGCUUGAUAAACCUUUGGAACUACAGAGUAUAUUGAAUUUGUUAUUUGCUUCUUUGGAAAACUUGAACAUGGCGUUUUUUUGAAUGAGUAAAUGAUAAUUCUCUCCUUGCCAAACUUAUCAACAGAGUUAUGGUUUUUCUGUGCUCUUUGACUCUUCGAGGACUUCCGAAUAGUUUCAUUGCAAAAAAAUGGCAAGGAUGGUUGAGGAUGGGAUUUACUUACUCAUACACCGGUACUAGGGAUGGACCAUUGUUUGUAAUUGCGCAAUGCAAUUGUGCCUCAUGGCGCGCCUCAGCUAAUUCUCGAACUAUGGCAUAAAAGGCAUUGCAUAUUGCGUUGGGAGUGUGGCGUACGCAAUAUUGUGGUGAGGCUUACGCAAUAUCACAUACGCAAUAAGGCGUACGCAAUGGUAGGUUAGGGUGUAAGGGUAUUAUUUGGGCUCAAUCGACCCACUUCUUAACUUUUAUAAUAAGCAUAUUCUGCGAUUGUGAUCCCUAUUUAAAACUACUAGAUAAUGAUGAUUUGAUUUUGCCGCCAUCAAUCUAAUAAACUUAAAAUUUUAGUAUGUUAGGGAUUUUGUUAUGAUAGCAGUUCAAGAAUGUUUCCUAUCUUGUGGUACUUUAAACAUUUUUCUUUGCUAGGAUUAUGGCCUCAUUAUAAUUUGUUUUAAUAUGACAUUUGAAAACUUAUGGUGAGCAAGUUAUUUUAUUU
Molecule: messenger RNA, 2142 nt
Organism: Cuscuta epithymum
Lineage: Eukaryota; Viridiplantae; Streptophyta; Magnoliopsida; Solanales; Convolvulaceae
Source: the annotation of a GenBank genome assembly